UUACAUCACAAGCGAAAGCGCAUUUGACUACCAACGCUAAACAGGACGAUACAAGCCAAACAGGCGGUUCUUUUGUUGUCAAAACAUGUCUGGAAGAGGUAAAACCGGUGGGAAGGCCCGCGCAAAGGCCAAGUCUCGUUCAUCCAGAGCUGGACUUCAGUUUCCAGUCGGACGUGUACACAGAUUAUUACGCAAGGGAAAUUACGCUGAGCGCGUAGGCGCAGGAGCCCCCGUGUAUUUGGCCGCUGUCCUGGAAUACCUAACGGCUGAGAUCCUCGAGCUGGCCGGAAACGCAGCCCGAGACAACAAGAAAACGAGAAUCAUCCCCCGUCACCUGCAACUGGCUGUCCGCAACGACGAAGAGCUCAACAAGCUUUUAGGCGGCGUUACCAUCGCGCAGGGCGGAGUGCUUCCAAACAUCCAGGCAGUGCUGCUGCCCAAGAAAACCGAGAAGCCUGCCAAGAGCAAGUAACAGGCCUUUUACGAUCACGGACAAUGACACAAACGCAGCUCCGCUAGUUUCAGUUCAAGCUAUGUUAUGUUCCCUUCUUCGCGUUAUAUUGUGUUUUGUUUUAAUGAAGACGACAGCAGCAUCUUGUAAACUUUGAUUUAUUAUUAUUUUUUUCUAAUGUUGAUUGCUCUUUUGGACAGACGCACUCCCUCACACAAGAAGAGAUCUGCACCACCACUGGCUAUUAAUGGCCAUGGGACAUUUAACCUGCCAUCACGGUGGACUAAAGAACCUCCAUUUACGGGGUGAACAAACAUCAGUAGUUUAUUGUAUACGGACCAAUGUUGGUUACAUUUUAUUUGUCACCGCUUUAAAUUACAUGCAAGUCAUGUUCUUUAUCUGCUGUUCAGUGGUUAUGCUGUUUCAAUAAAUGUAAAGUGCCAAUGGAAGGCACAAAGAAGC
This is a messenger RNA of Rhinichthys klamathensis goyatoka, 913 nucleotides long. Its product is annotated as histone H2A. The record is from RefSeq and is a predicted model, not a curated record. The coding region runs from base 86 to 472 and encodes 128 amino acids. Gene Ontology annotation, cellular component: nucleosome. Gene Ontology annotation, molecular function: structural constituent of chromatin; protein heterodimerization activity; DNA binding. The transcript has a single exon. Lineage: Eukaryota; Metazoa; Chordata; Actinopteri; Cypriniformes; Leuciscidae.